Messenger RNA from Nematolebias whitei (Rio pearlfish), 665 nucleotides. RefSeq names its product DNA damage-inducible transcript 4-like protein-like. The record is from RefSeq and is a predicted model, not a curated record. NCBI's taxonomy places the organism in Eukaryota, Metazoa, Chordata, Actinopteri, Cyprinodontiformes, Rivulidae. Bases 58 to 660 code for a protein of 200 amino acids. Gene Ontology annotation, biological process: negative regulation of signal transduction. Gene Ontology annotation, cellular component: cytoplasm. The transcript has 2 exons.
GCCUCUUCAGAGAGACGGUGACGUGCAGGCGCCGGAGCUUCACGCGGCGGCCUGAGGAUGGAGUUUACCGCCGCUCUGCCCUUCGGACAGCGCGUGUCCGCGCCGUCGGACGAGGAAAGCGUCAUGGAGAGGAUUGGGAAGUUCUUCCAGCUCCAACCCCCGGAGCGAGGGACGAGUUCAGGCCGGAGAGGAAGCGUCGAGAGCUGCGAUGAGACCGACACCACCUCCCUCUGUCCUGGCUGGGACUCGGACCAGCGGCUCCCCCAUCAGGAUGUGACGCAGCAGAUGGAGCGCUGUCUGACAGAAGCCAAGGCCUCCACCCUCCACUGCCAGCUGCUGCUGCUGCCCCUCCACCUGCUCACCAGGAUCGGCCAGCACAUCAUGCGCUCCUCUGCAGAGGAGCCCUGUGGGCUCCGGGGGGCCUCCAUCAAGCUCUUCAUGGACAGCAAAGCUGGCCUGAAGCCUGCGGGGAGCAUCUUCCCCGACCCAAGUGUCUGUCCGACCUUUGAACUGUCUGUGGUGCUGAAGGUGGAGGACGGCUGGCCCCCUCUGAGAUGCAUCUUCGACUCCACCAAGGUUGUGAAGCUGAGGCCGGAGUACCGGCUGGUGAAGAGGAAGCUCUACUCCUCAGCCAGUCCUGUGGUCCACGACUGCAGCUAAACACC